Kwoniella shivajii is the source of this 1011-nucleotide messenger RNA. RefSeq lists its product as uncharacterized. Gene Ontology annotation, molecular function: ubiquitin binding. Lineage: Eukaryota; Fungi; Basidiomycota; Tremellomycetes; Tremellales; Cryptococcaceae. The record is from RefSeq and is a predicted model, not a curated record. Gene Ontology annotation, biological process: mitotic spindle assembly checkpoint signaling. The transcript is spliced from 9 exons. Bases 1 to 1011 code for a protein of 336 amino acids. Gene Ontology annotation, cellular component: bub1-bub3 complex; nucleoplasm; kinetochore.
AUGUCGACAGGUGACAUCGCACUUCAACCUCCCGCCGACGGGAUUUCUUCUCUUACCUUCUCUCCUGACUCGACCAGGCUACUGGUAUCAAGUUGGGAUGGGACAAUACAGCUUCAUCAUUUAGUAGCGCCUCCUCAACCUCCCGCGAUUUUCUCUCAUCCUGCUGCUGUAUUGACAUCAGCUUUCGGGUCAUCGCCGACCAUCGCAUUCACAGGAGGCCUGGAUAAGCGUGUAAGGCAAUGGGAUUUCGAAAGUGGACAGUGUAGAGUGUUAGGUAAACAUGAUGAUGCUAUUUCAAGUUUAGUGUGGUGUCCAGAGUAUAACGUAUUGAUCACUACUUCAUGGGAUUCAACAUUAAAAGUAUGGGAUCCAACUUCUGAAACUCCUUUAAAAUCUACUCAAUCAUUAUCUGCAAAAGCAUACAGUCUUUCUUACGCAUCAUCUUCAUCUCGUCUUCUGGUUUCUAUGGCACAUCGACAUGUAUCCGUAUAUGACGUUGCCAAACUGGCCGCUGCGGAUGGAGAGAUUUCACCUGCACAAGAGAGGGAAAGUGCUUUGAAAUUCCUGACUAGAAAUGUUGCCACCAUGAUAGACGGUAAAGGUUGGGCAUCAGGUUCGAUUGAAGGUAGAAUCGCUGUCGAAUACUUUGAUCCAGCAGAUCAAGGAUCAAAAUACGCUUUUAGAGCUCAUAGACAAAAUGUAGAUGGUGUAGAUUGCGUUUAUCCAAUCAACGCUCUGGCUUACCAUCCUAUACAUAACACAUUCGCAUCAGGCGGAUCUGAUGGGUUCAUCUCAAUUUGGGAUCAUAACGCCAAGAAAAGAAUGAAGUUGUACUCCAAAUAUCCAACUUCCAUUUCAGCUUUAGCAUUCUCUCCAGAUGGGAGCAAAUUAGCUAUUGGAGCAAGUUAUGAGCAUGAUAACGCUGUUAGCAAACCCGAAGAACAAGGAAGAAUAAUGGUUUUAAUUAAAGAUACAGUCAUGGAGGACUGUAAGCCAAAAGCAAAAGCAUAA